Messenger RNA from Panicum virgatum (switchgrass), 3495 nucleotides. RefSeq names its product pentatricopeptide repeat-containing protein At3g09650, chloroplastic-like. NCBI's taxonomy places the organism in Eukaryota, Viridiplantae, Streptophyta, Magnoliopsida, Poales, Poaceae. The transcript has a single exon. The record is from RefSeq and is a predicted model, not a curated record. Bases 353 to 2734 code for a protein of 793 amino acids. Gene Ontology annotation, molecular function: protein binding.
CCGGUAUACCGGUACGAACCGGUUGAACUGAGUUUUUUGAAUUCAAAUUUGAAUUCAACCGGUACCGACCGGUUUCCGGCCAAACCGAACCGGUAUACCGGUACCGGACCCCGGCGGUUUGGCCGAUCCGGUCGGUAAAUGAAACCCUGGUUGCAGCUGCCUAGCUGAGAGUUUACCUCUGUCCUCUAUAGAGUUAGUGCUCCGUUUAGAUGGAUGUCUUCAGGGGCGUUAUGAUUUCAAAGUCUACUUCUUGGUUAAUUAAUCUCAGAGCUUACACUUCUUAUGGUGUCAGUUCCACCGUGUGGAUGGACCAAGCCCAUGUGUUUCUGCAGCUGAGUUCGUCUCCGUCGAUAUGGCUGGGCCGGAGCCAAUGCUUUGCUCGUUCGCUUCAGUUGGGCCACGUCAAUACGUCAUCCUCAUCCUCUCCGCUCCACUCGUCUGCCGCCGCUGCAGCCGUUUCUUCUUCCUCCUCCGGCCGUCCGGCGGGCCGAAUCGAACCGACCCUACGUCCACUGCCGUGCCACCAGCUGCUGCUCCAGGGAUGCUAUGCUGCGCGCGCUACUCGCUCCAGCUCCUCCAACCCCAUCCCUCCUUCCCCGGCGGCGCCACCUGCUCUUGCUCAUGCUCCUCGCCUUCGUCUUCGGCCUCCGGGAGCCAGCGCCGGAGGCUCCACCCGCCAGCCGCCCUGUCCCCAACUACCUCCCGCUCCGCCCCGCCACUCACCCACCCGCCUGACGGCGGCGACUGCCCAGACGAGGACGGUGGCUCCGACGACGCCCUCCUGGCGCUCCUCCGCGCCCAUGACACCGACGCCGCCUACCGCCUCUUAUCCUCCAACCCUUCGCUCCUCCCUUCCUCCCCCACCACGGCGUCCCGCCUCCUCGCGCAGCUCUCGCUCGGUUCCAGCAGCCCCGACGCGUUCUCCCGCGUCGCGCGCCUCCUCCAGAGCCUCCGCGCCCGCGGCGCCCUCGACCUCCUCGACGCCAACUCUCUCUCCCUGGCGGCCGCGGCCGCCGCCCGCUCCCGCGACGCCCGCCUCGCGCACUCCCUCCUGCUCUACAUGCUCCGCCAGGGCUUCCUCCCCGACCGGCGCGCGUACACCGCCGCCGUCGCCCGCCUCACGCAGCCCACCAAGGCGCUCCGCCUCUUCAACGCCGUCCUCCGCCACCUCCGCCGCGCGCCGCCUGAGCUAGUCUCCCCCUCCUGCCUCCCGGACACGGUCGCCUUCAACGCCGCGCUCAGCGCCUGCGCCGACGCCGGAGACUGCCGCCGGUUCCGGCAGCUGUUCGACGCAAUGGGCGAGUGGAGCGCCGACGCCGACGCGCUCACCUACAACGUCGUCAUCAAGAUGUGCGCGCGCGCCGGCCGCAAGGGCCUCGUCGCGCGCGUGCUCGAGCGCAUGCUCUCCUCCGGCCUCGCCCCCUGCGCCACCACCUUCCACUCCCUCGUCGCCGCGUUCGUCGGCUUCGGCGACAUCCCCACGGCGGAGAGGAUCGUGCAGGCGAUGCGGGAAGAGCGCAAGGACAUAUGCCUGCUUCUCAGAGCUGUCGCCAUGGAAUGCGACGAUGUGCCCGACGUCGAGCAGGGUGCUGCCCUGCUUGACGACAUCGUCACCGGCGCCAAGCCAGACGAGCUGCCGCUGCUCCCCAAGGCAUACCCACCCAACGCCAGGGUGUACACCACGCUGAUGAAGGGGUACAUGAACGCCGGCCGCGUCGACGACGUCGUGGCCUUGCUGCGGGCGAUGCGGCGCGAGGCGGAGACGGUGCCCGCAAGCCGGCCGGACCACGUGACCUACACGACGGUGAUAUCAGCGCUCGUCGCCGCCGGCGACACGGCGCGCGCGCGCGCCGUGCUGGACGAGAUGGCCGCCGCCGGGGUUCCCGCGAACCGGGUCACCUACAACGUCCUGCUCAAGGGGUACUGCCAGCAGCUGCAGAUCGGCAAGGCCAGGGAGCUCUUCGAGGAGAUGGUGACGGGCGCCGGCAUCCAGCCCGGCGUGGUGACGUACAACACCCUCAUGGACGGGUGCGUGGUCACGGACGACAGCGCGGGCGCGCUGGCCUUGUUCAACGAGAUGCGGUCGCGGGGCAUCGCGCCGUCCGCGGCGAGCUACACGACGCUGAUGAAGGCGUUCGCCGCGUCGGGGCAGCCCAAGGCGGCGCACAAGGUGUUCGAGGAAAUGGAGCGGGACCCGAGGGUGGCGGCGGACAGGGCGGCGUGGAACAUGCUGGUGGAGGGGUACUGCCGGCUGGGGCAGGUGGAGGCGGCGAAGCAGGUGGUGGAGAGGAUGAAGGAGCGCGGGGUGCGGCCGGACGUGGCGACGUACGGCAGCCUGGCCAAGGGCAUCGCGGCGGCGCGCAAGCCGGGGGAGGCGCUGGUGCUGUGGGACGAGGUGCGGGAGCGGUGCCUGGAGGAGGCCGACGAGGAGCUGCUGGGGGCGCUGGCGGACGUGUGCGUCAGGGCGGCCUUCUUCAGGAAGGCGCUGGAGAUCGUGGCGUGCAUGGAGGAGAAGGGCAUCGCGCCCAACAAGACCAGGUACAGGAAGAUGUACAUCGAGAUGCACUCGAGGAUGUUCACCAGCAAGCACGCGUCGCAGGCGCGGCGGGACCGCCGCCGGGAGCGCAAGCGCGCCGCCGAGGCCUUCAAGUUCUGGCUCGGCCUGCCCAACUCCUACUACGGCAGCGAGUGGCGGGUCGAGCCUCUGCUGGAAGGCGAUGAUGACCCGAGCUGAGGUGGUACCAGUCCUGCUGUCAGCGUGAAGGGAAAUUUGGUUCCUUCCUCCUGGCAAAAUUUUGUCAAACUCACAAAAGGAUAUGCACACGCACAUGCAUCAUGUUUCUUGUUGUAAACCUCAGGGAACAGAAUGUACAAGGCGAGUAUGUGACCAUCAGUUAGGUGCUAAUGGAUUACCAAGUGUUUGCUUGGGGACCAACUGCAUCUUUUGAUCUACGCAAAUCGAGCUAUGAAUUCAAACUUACUGCUUGAAGGCUGGAGUAUUUUGGAGCAAAUCUGUUGCAUGCGGAACAUGUUGGCUUACUGAACAAUAAAGUAUAGUUUUUUUAAGGAAACGAUAAAGUACAGUCAAAUGCAUCUUUGGAGAAACACAGUCUCAAAUUUCCACUUAACGAAGAGCAUACCAAAACCCAAGGGCUGGGUUCUCCACAGCAGCGUAUACUUUAGGCAGCCUGACCUUCCCACGAGCCUCCGUGACAGCAAGACAUUCUUCCGUGGAAGGUACCAAAUUCUUCAAAUGAGCUUGUAUUGUCGAUAAGUGGUCUAUCAUGUGCAGUGUAUAAAAUAGCGGACUAUGAUAAUUAGCGGAGAGCUCUUCUCAACUGCUAUAGCGCGCUAUUGCACCGCUAUAGCACGCUACUUAGUACAACAAUGUUGUAGCUGCAGUUGUUGAAAAAUGUUAUUACGCCGCUAUAGUGCGCUAUUUUGUACAUUGAUCCUAUGUCUUAUUUUUCUGUAAAAAAUGGAAUUGAACCGUUA